AUGCACAGGUUUUUGCGAUGCAAUGAGGUCGAAAAACUUGUUGGAAACAGUGAAAAGUUAUCAAAACUCCCCGAGCAAAUUGCUGGAAAUACAAUAUACGUGCUACAACCAGAACAAAAAAUCAAAGAUGGUUAUAAAUGGGUGAAUUACGGGGUUAAAACAGCAAAAGAAAAAGGUAUUCCAAUAUUUUACGCACAUUAUUUUAUAUCCGAGAAUGAUUCGAAUAAGAACGAUCCAUUUAUCGAAAAAUUUACAAAAAAAGUAUAUAUUGCAAUUCAAAACCCGCUGAGUGUGAUUGUUCAGUACAUUGGAGAUGAAGCGAAAGGCAUUGUAUCACAAAGAGUAACACCGAAAUCGAUUUUAAACCUUAUUGACGAGAAAGUUCAACAUACAGAACCCUCUACUGUUUAUUGUCAAAUGAUUGGCUCAAGUGAAGGUAUAACAACUGUUCAAAACAAACGCCAAAUCGAAUAUCGUCGCCAUAAAUAUUUGCAAUAAUUGAAACUAUCACAAGACGAGAUGCACAAUGUUGAUAUGAUCGGAAUCGAAAAUAAAACUUUUGUUCAUUUGAUGUUGAUGUUACCUUGCUUUGUUAUGGUUUGUGGUCAUUUGAAAAGUAUCGAAAUUUUCAACAAAUUACUUCAGAUAACAACAACAACCAUCUUAUUAUCAUAUGACACCAUAUUUCAGUUAACCGAUGGAUACGUUAGGUACGUUCUUUGUAUCAUCUACUUGAGUUCAACUAUCGUAUAAGGGAUUAUUAUAAAAGUUCUAUCUUUAUACUCCACAUGCCGUAUACGGCAGAAGCAGUAUACAUUGUGUUUCAUGAUUUUAGUUCAUUAAUCUAUCGUCACAGUGGCUUUGUUAAUGCACCAUGUAUCCCGUUGAUGUACAUGAUACACGAAACAAAAGAAGCUUUAUGUCAUACUCAAUUGGUGCAAACUUUGAAAUCACUGGGCGUUAAACUAGGCAAAAAUUGCGUUAUCGUUACGGAUAACGAGAAAUCCUUUAAAAGAUGUUUCCAGGAGGAAUUUCCAGAUUUGUUGCAGUUACACUGCUGGAACCAUUUAUUCAAAAAUAUUUACAAAAGAACAAUCAAAAAUCGAAAAAAAUCAUAGGCUCCAAAGAAAGAUGAAGAACAAAACGGUGAACCAGUUGGUAAAUAUUACGGAAAAGAUAAAUCAAAACAUAACUUUUUCGAAAACUCUUUUCUACUCUUGUAGAUACCAAUCCACAAUUAUCAGC
Messenger RNA from Didymodactylos carnosus, 1245 nucleotides. The record is from the annotation of a GenBank genome assembly. NCBI's taxonomy places the organism in Eukaryota, Metazoa, Rotifera, Eurotatoria, Philodinida, Philodinidae.